Molecule: messenger RNA, 1571 nt
Organism: Cladocopium goreaui
Lineage: Eukaryota; Dinophyceae; Suessiales; Symbiodiniaceae
Source: the annotation of a GenBank genome assembly
GCAGCACAUCCACAUAAUGUUCGUGCCAUGCGGCCUGCAUUGUGGCCCGUGCCGCUUGCUACUGGCAUCCUGCAGGUGCCAUUGGUGCGAUGGGAGCCGCCUGUCCAUCACUUCAGUCUGGGGGAUGGAUUCGCUUGGGAAGCUGCACAGGUAGAUGCCGUGAAUGCAGUGAGCGGAGGCGAUGUUAGGAAUGACACCAGCGAAGCCAAAGUCGAAGCCAACAUCGAAGCCAAUGCAGCUUCGAGGUUGUGGACCCAGUGGAUGGUUUCCAGCCCGCACGGGCUACCCCAACCAGAAGAAGUAGCAUUGUGGGACUACAAGGACAUUCUUUACACAACCGAAUUGAAGGUUGGUCCUGCAGGCAACCCUUUGCGUGUUAUGGUUGAUACUGGAUCCAGUAAUCUGUGGCUGAAGCAAUCUAUGGUUAAGACGGCCGAAGUGACAGACUAUGAGGCACAUGUCACCUAUGGUUUGGGAGAUGUUUUUGGGAAAGCUGCAACGGAUCGAAUGUGUCUCGCCGCCCUUUGUGUGUGGAAACAGACUUUCCUUCUCGCUUUCGAGAUCAAGGGCAUGGGUCGGAAUUCGGAUCUGUUCGAUGGAAUUCUCGGCAUGGCAUUCCCUCGGAUGUUGGAUAUUGGCAGCCGAACGUUCUUUCAAGAUCUAGGUGUGGCAGGAGGCUUCAGCAACCCAGGCUUCGGCCUUGUGUUGCGUGACUCUCACCAUCAUAGCUUCCUUACCAUAGGGGAAGUACCUGACUUGAUCCAGGAUGCACAGGAAAAGGCGUCCACAAAAGGUGUAACUUUGGAUGUCCAUGGGUUUGAAACCCUUGCGCAGCAAGAGCAAGGACAGCAAGGGCAGUUACUAUUUUGGCUGGUUGCGAUGGAUCUUCGUGUGCACAUGGUGACUUCAACUGGAUUGCUUCUGGAAUUGACCGGUUAUGGGAUCGUCGACUCAGGGACAUCUUUGUUGCUGUUGCCGAUGCCCGCAUACAACCAAGCCUUGUGGGCCUUGACAUUUGGAUUGCCGAAGAUUCAUUUUCAUCAUGGUCUUGUGCCCUGCGAUGGCACAAGACUGAACCAGCUAGUCUUUCACUUUCCUGGAAGAGAUGGGGAGCUGCUUCUCAGUUUGUCAACAGAAGACAUUCUUCUACCCGCAGGAAAAUCACCGAAUGGCCACGAACUGUGCAAGAUUGGGAUUUCACCUCUGCAGGAUGAUGGCAAGACCUUGCCUCAUAUGAUUCUUGGAGACGUUUUUCUUCGGAAGGUCUCUUCAAUCUUUGACCUGCAAGGUGCAACUGUCACUUUUGUGCCUGAAGGAAGUCCUGAAGUUAAGGGAAAGGGGCUGGACAGACUAAAUGCUGAUCCGCCUCUUGCAGAGCCAGACGCAUUAGUGAUGACUAUGCUGGUAGUCUUCGUGUCAGUUGCAGUUGUAACAUUUGUGGCUGUUCUGUUGGUCAGAAGAGCCCAAGACCAUAUCUACUAUGUACGGCUUUCCAACUAGUCUGGCAUGGCGGAGUCUGAAGGAAGGCGUGCUGAAAUGUAUUGAAAGUGUGACUCCUGAUGAGAGACAAU